AUGGUGCAGAAGUCAGUGGUGCUGAGUUUGUUGUUGCUGUUAAUUGUUGCAGUUGCAACAUUUUUAGGUGUGUUUUUUGGAUAUAAGAGAAAUCUUUCACCUGAAGUCUCUGAGGCAUGGUACACACAUGCAGCUGUUGCAGCAGAUGCUGGACCAUGCUCUAAAGUUGGCAGCGAAAUUCUCCUCAAGGGUGGUUCUGCUGUAGAUGCAGCAAUUGCUGGACUGUUAUGUAUAGGUUUGAUGAAUCCUCACAGUACGGGGAUUGGAGGAGGCCUGUUCCUCACCAUUUAUAAUGCUUCGACAGAAAGAGUGGAAACAAUUGAUGCUCGUGAAACAGCACCCUCUAACUCCUCUCGGGACAUGUUCGGGAACAACGCUGAUCUUUCUCAAAAAGGUGGCCUUUCCAUUGCUGUUCCUGGAGAAAUUCGUGGAUAUGAACUGGCUCAUCAGCGUCAUGGCAAGCUGGCCUGGAAAGAACUGUUCACACCAAGCAUCAAACUCGCAAAGGACGGAUUUCCUGUGGGUACAGCUCUCGCUAAAGCCAUUCGCAGCAAAAGGAAUAUUAUCCUCGGAGACAAAGCUUUAAGUUCCGUGUUCUGUAACAAAAAUGGAGAUAUUUUAAAGGAAAAUGACACAAUCACCUUCCCUAAACUGGCGGAAACUUAUCAACAGAUUGCAGAGAAAGGGGCAGAUGCUUUUUAUAAUGGGACGAUCGCAGAAAACCUUGUCAGUGACAUUAGGCAUGCAGGUGGCAUUAUAACUAUGGAAGACUUACUGAAUUACACUGCAGUCUUAGAUGAAAAUCCUCUGAACGCAUCAGUGGGUGAAUUUACAAUGUUUGUACCAAAUGCUCCAUCCAGUGGCCCUGUUCUCACCCUCAUUCUCACCAUACUGAACGGUUAUAACUUUACAGCAGACAGCAUUUCCAACACUGAGAAGAAAAUUCUCACAUAUCAUCGUAUAGUGGAGGCUUUCAAAUUUGCAUAUGCUAAACGCAGCGUUCUGGGAGACCCCAAAUUUCUUAACAUCACUGAUUUUAUCCAGAACAUCACAUCGAAAAGCUUUGCAGAUUCAAUCCGGCAGAAAAUCACAGAUGACACGACACAUAAUGAGUGUUAUUAUGAACCUGAAUAUUUUCUUCCGGAAAAUUAUGGAACAUCUCAUAUUUCUGUAGUGGAUGCAGAUGGAAAUGCAGUCGCUGCCACCAGCACCAUUAAUCAGUAUUUUGGCUCCAAAGUCAUGUCCUCAUCUACAGGAGUGUUGUUGAAUAAUGAGAUGGAUGAUUUCAGUUCUCCUCUGAUAACUAAUUUAUUCGGUGUUCCACCGUCACCUAAUAACUUCAUUGCACCACAUAAGCGUCCCAUGUCAUCUAUGUGUCCUGCGAUCCUGCUUGAUAAAGAUAAGAAACUUAAACUGGUGGUUGGUGCUUCAGGAGGGACAAAAAUCACAACAGCAGUUGCUGAGGUCAUUUUAAAAUCACUGUUCUUCAACUACGAUCUGAAGAAAGCCAUUUCCAAUCCCAGAGUUCAUAAUCAGCUCAGUCCAAACAUCACUCUGAUCGAGCCAGGCUUCGAUGUGGCUGUAAUGGAGGGGCUUAUCAAGAAACAUCACCUGAUGCAGAAUUUGACGUCAAUGGGUGCUGUGGUUCAGGCGAUCCUGCAAGAAGAAAACCGUCUAUACGCUGAAUCCGACCCUCGAAAGGGAGGAUACGCUGCAGGAUAUUGA
Molecule: messenger RNA, 1725 nt
Organism: Neoarius graeffei (lesser salmon catfish)
Lineage: Eukaryota; Metazoa; Chordata; Actinopteri; Siluriformes; Ariidae
Gene: ggt1b
Product: gamma-glutamyltransferase 1b
Exons: 12
Coding region: 1-1725 (574 amino acids)
Biological process (GO): regulation of immune system process; glutathione catabolic process; peptide modification
Cellular component (GO): plasma membrane
Molecular function (GO): glutathione gamma-glutamate hydrolase
Source: RefSeq, a predicted model, not a curated record